AAUCACCCUAUCACUGCCAUGAUGCACCCUGCGCCUGUGUUCAUGGCGGUCCUCGCGGCCACCCGCUUCUCGGGGUCCAUCUGCUUCACAAUGGUGACGCCCCGUUCCUCUUCGUCACGUCAUGUUCGUCAUAUGGCUUCCUCAGCGACGACUGAAAGGUUGGCCGCCACCUCACCACCUUCAUCAUCAUCGUACUCGACAACGCACACCGACAGCAGCAUGUUCGCGCCGAUGGAAGCACGAGCGGUGCCGUCACUCGACCGGUGGCAAUCGCGACUCGGAGCAUCGGGGGAGACGUUGGGAGAAGAGGGCAUCGCGAACCCUUCUGAGGAAUCAGAAGCGACCAGCAGCGGCGGCGCAACUAACAGCGAGCCAGGCGGCGGCGGAAGCGGGGUCGACUUGUCGAAGGGGAUAGCGUUCGAGGCUCCGAAGCCAAAGGCGUUGGAACCGGAGAAGGCCGAGGAGGAGUCUGAUUCGAAAAAGGUUCGCGUGAUCAUCUACACGGUGCUAUCCCUCGUACCGUUCGUGCUGCUUCUGCCCUUCUUGGGGGGCAGGGAGCUCAUGCCCUUAGAUCCUAGCCAGAUGUAGCAUGGUGCAAGUGCCCCCCCCCGCCCCCCCUGGGUGCCGACAUGAUACAACGGCCUAGCUGUAAUUGUUGAUAGAUUUGAGGCAGAUUGUUCGGGUUUGAUCGUGGUGGUGAUGGGAAGUCUGGUCGUAAACAGCUUUUGGUGUGUUUUGCUGUGUGAGGGGGGAGAUUUUAUGGCUCUGGUAGAGCAUGUAGUCAACGGGUAUUUGAUUGCCAAUUGCUUGGGUUUGCAAAGAAAGAUAGAAAAUAACUACGCAUGCCGCGAAUUGUGACGCUGCUGUUAUUUUUAUGGGAUUGAGAAGCACCCUCUACCGCCAUGUCCACCACCGGGCCUUUCCCGACACGUGUGCGUCGUGGAUUGCUGAAAAAAAGUGAAUCCUCUAUCUGCAGCCAGAGUUUUUAUUUUUUGAGACAAUUUGUUCAUGUGUAAAAGUCAAAAGUCGUUUUUGCUGCCAGGUUAAAGAGGUGCGGAUGGAACGGUAAGGGUCUUCUGGUUGAGGAACAACACAGCAAGUAGCGACGGCAGGUGCAGCAUACAAGCGUGACCCGGCUUGCAGUCUUGUGUGGCAGCGCUUUUCGGAACAGCCUCGCCAUGGAUGCAGUGAAAGGCGGCUGGG
This is a messenger RNA of Ectocarpus siliculosus, 1203 nucleotides long. NCBI's taxonomy places the organism in Eukaryota, Phaeophyceae, Ectocarpales, Ectocarpaceae. The record is from the annotation of a GenBank genome assembly.